Cuscuta campestris is the source of this 1196-nucleotide messenger RNA. The record is from the annotation of a GenBank genome assembly. Lineage: Eukaryota; Viridiplantae; Streptophyta; Magnoliopsida; Solanales; Convolvulaceae.
UUCUCACAUUAUGGAAGGAACUUCUCGAACACAUCCUUACACCAUAAGAUUCGUUGGUCUUCUUGGCAGUCAUUCUCUUGGUAGAAAUCCAAAGUUUAUGGCUACUGCAGUAGAUUUAGGAAGAGAAUUGAUAAGGCGAAGAAUUAGUCUUGCUUAUGGAGGAGGCAACCUUGGCCUACAAGGAGCUGUUGCUUCAACAGUUUUUACCAAUGGUGGUCUCGUUAGAGGUUUCAUUCCUGGGUACAUAGCAACACGACGGGUCUACGGACCUACAUAUGGCGUAGAGCACACAGUUUCCAGCAAUUACUACAAAUAUUUUGAGAUGAAUCAUGCUGUGGAAUCUUUCAUCGUUCUUCCCGGAGGAGUUGACACUAUGGAAGACAAAUUAGAGUUUGCUAAAGCUUUCCCGGGUCCUGGAGCCGGUUACGACGAGUUUGCAAAUCCUGAGAGAUUAGACUUAGAAUUGCAUCUAAAUCAGCACAACAUCUUCCUCACGAAGGAGAUCGUCUCUCCCAAGAUCGUGAACAAGGACCUCUUCAAAUCGGCGACCUAUGCCCCGAGUAAGUCUAUGUUUCUUCAGCAAGACUUUACUCGGGACACUCAGGUGCCGGUCAAGAAGACGUGUUUCAUCACUGAAGCCAAGUUUUCCCGGAUCGUGUAUCGAGAGGAGGGCGAUGCUGCACCAAAUCUAGACCUGAUAGUCGCCGAAGAAGAAGAAGAAAGCAAAAACGAGAAUCAAGCUGAGUCAUCUCAAGCAGGAGGAAGUCGAGCCACGGAGCGCGUCACUCGUCAACGGAGGACUCGUCCGAGAGAAGAAGCACCGGAACCUUCUUGGGUGAAGAAGAUCUUCGAUACUCUCACGUGCAUCCGAGAUGACGUUUGCCAGCUCAACGAGAGGAUGACUCGUCUUGAGCAAUCUCGCUCCUACCGUGGCCCGCGUCACAGCUUUGGCGGAGGAGCUCGUCCGGCAAACUCUCUUUGAUUGUUAUUUUCUCUUAACUGAUUAUGAUACAUUGGUUUUUGUUAUGACUCUUUUGGUGGAUGAUGAUGUUUCCUUUCGAUGAUGCUAGUUGAUAUUAACUGCUUGUGUAUUAAUAUCUUUGUUGGCUUGGCAAUAUUGUUCUUAUUUAGAACAUAUUGUCCCUUUGUGGCAUUUUUUGUAAGAGUUCUCUUUUAAAGAAAACUCUUGCCUUUUU